CUCUACGGCCCUGUGCUUGAAAGCAGAGCAUUAUCUUUGUGUGGAUGGAGAUGAGCGUAUCUCCAUCCUCAACAAUCCUACGACAAAACCCCAAGAGCCCAUCAACACAUACUUAUAGACAAUGUCCUUCUCUCUUCUCUAUCCUUCUAUUUCCUCUCUUCCUCCUACCACAGCCUCUCUUCUCUCUCCUCAUUCUCCUUCUCCUUUCUUUGCUCCUGAUUUCUCGCUUUAUGCCCACUCUUCCAUAUAUGGCUACACCACCACAAGAACCAUUCUUUCUUGUCAUUACAGACCAAGAGAAAGGUGUGGAGUUGGUUCCAUGGACAAAAGGCCAGAUGGGCAUUUUAGGGUUUGUUCUUGUUCUAGAUUUACAGCCAGUAGAGAAGAAGGAGAUUUAGAGGGUAGGAGAGGAAAAAAUGAAAAAGUACAAGUAGAAGACGAAGAAGAUGACAAUGGUAGCAUGGAAGAAGAAGAAGAAGAAGAACGGGAAGAUACUGCUGUUUUGCCCGAGAGAUGGGAUGUUCUAGGUCUUGGUCAAGCUAUGGUAGAUUUUUCUGGCAUGGUUGAUGAUGAAUUUUUGGAGAGAUUGGGAUUAGAGAAGGGAACAAGGAAAGUUGUGAACCAUGAAGAGAGGGGUAGAGUUUUGCGAGCUAUGGAUGGUUGCAGCUACAAGGCAGCUGCUGGUGGAUCUCUUUCAAACACCCUAGUGGCCUUGGCAAGGCUCGGUUGCAAGCCCAUUUCAGUUCCUUCCUUAAGUGUAGCCAUGGCAGGCAGUGUAGGGAGCGAUCCAUUAGGCGACUUCUACAGAGCAAAAUUAUGUCGGGCAAAUGUGAAUUUUCUCUCUUCACCUGUCAAAGAUGGGACAACAGGAACAGUGAUAGUUCUCACAACUCCAGAUGCCCAGCGAACUAUGCUUGCAUAUCAGGGUACAUCUUCAACUGUUAAUUAUGAUGCAUGCUUGGCUACCAUAGCUUCCAAGACAAACAUGUUGGUAGUUGAAGGUUAUUUGUUUGAACUUCCUGAUACAAUUAAAACAAUUACAAGAGCAUGUGAAGCAGCACGUAGAAGUGGUGCAUUGGUUGCAAUCACAGCUUCAGAUAUGUCCUGCAUCGAGAGACAUUAUGAUGAUUUCUGGGAAAUUGUAGAGAACUAUGCAGAUGUUGUGUUUGCUAACAGCAAUGAAGCAAGAGCUUUAUGUGAUUUUUCCCCAAAGGAAAGUACAAUUUCAGCUACAAGGUAUCUUAGUCACUUUGUUCCACUAGUGUCUGUUACAGAUGGGCCAAGAGGCUCCUAUAUGGGUGUAAAAGGAGAAGCUGUAUAUAUUCCUCCGUUCCCAUGUGUACCGGUCGACACUUGUGGUGCUGGGGAUGCAUAUGCAUCUGGUAUUUUGUAUGGCCUUUUACAGGGUGUAUCAGAUCUGAAAGGAAUGGGUACACUAGCAGCUAGGAUUGCGGCCACAGUUGUUGGGCAACAGGGUACUCGGCUUAGAGUUCAGGAUGCUCUCAAGUUAGCAGAGUCAUUUGCAUUUAGUCUUGAGAAUAACACCAGUAGGUCAGAUGUUGGUUCUGAUCAUAUUUCCAGCUUGUAACAUGGUGCCUCGGGUCAUUUUCAUUUCUCGAUUCUUUUUGUAGACUCUCUCUGUCAAUAGCCUUAUUCCUGUGUACAUUAUAUUAUAAUUAUACACGAUUAUAGUGGUAAUGAAUUUGCCAUGUUCAUCCAAAUUUGUCAGCUGUAAAAUGCUUGUGUAAGAGAAUACCACAUAACCUUGUUAUAAGAUUGAUUCGACUUGCUUUGCAUCCGAUCAA
This is a messenger RNA of Hevea brasiliensis (rubber tree), 1805 nucleotides long. RefSeq lists its product as uncharacterized. Lineage: Eukaryota; Viridiplantae; Streptophyta; Magnoliopsida; Malpighiales; Euphorbiaceae. The transcript is spliced from 5 exons. Bases 122 to 1588 code for a protein of 488 amino acids. Gene Ontology annotation, molecular function: kinase activity. The record is from RefSeq and is a predicted model, not a curated record.